ACUCAAAACACAAUAGAUCGUUACUACAGCUCCGGUGAAAGGUACUAAACUAGCUCAGGAGACACUGUGGAUAGCAGUCAGUACAUCAGAACUUGAAAACUCCUGGAGAUCCACAAACUAAUCACAGUGUUUUACCAAAACAGAAGGAUCAUCAUUUGACCACAAAAAAAAAAAAGGAAAAAUCUAAAAGAGGUGGGGAGAACGACUUGCAAACAUGGAUAAGAUUUCAAUAGUUGCCCUGUUUUUUUUUACAGCUACAAUUCCUCCUCUAGCAUCAACAAUUAAUGCUCAAGUUGAAAACAAGGCAUUUCUUUCAACCACAUCAAUUACAACUGAAACAGCUACAAAAACCACUACUAUGGUACCAUGGACCACGACAAAGGAAUUCGCAACUGCGACCAUGGCCAAUAAAGCCCACAUGAAGCGCUUCAGCCUAAACAGCGAUGAAUGCCACGAUCACAACCACCGACACCAUCGACGCCACCGACACUGCAGACCUACCACGCGACCUGCAAAAAUGACAAGUCUCAGUUCAACAACAACAUCCGUCAAUGCAAUGCUGAGUUCUGGAGUACAGCUUACCUCAACUACUGCACAAUGGAGCACAUUACUCACUGCUACAAGUUAUGUGACCACACCAUCAUCUAGUAGUCCUGCUACUACUGCAAAAACAACCACUACAACACCAGUUCCAGCAGCGGCAAAAUCCAUCACUACACCUCUUGCUCCUACAGCUGCAGACUUCACCACUUCACCUCCUGCUCAUAUAGUGGCACAGUCCACAAUUACACCACCAGCUCCUACAGAGGAAAAAUCCACAACUACACAUCCUGUUCUUACAGUGACACAGUCCAAAACUACACUUCCAGUUUCUACAACCACAGAUUCCAUCACUGAACCUCAUGCAACAACUGCACAAUCCCCUGCUACAACUCCUGCUCCUGCAGCCGCAGACUCCAUAACUGAACUUCCUGCAACAGCUGGACAAUCCACAGCUACACCUCCUGCUCCUACAGUAACACAAUCCAAAACUACUCCAAGAGCAACACAAUCGACUGCUGCACCACCACCUUUUAUACCUGCACAAUCCAACACUACACCAACUUCUACAGUAGCUCAGUCAACAAAUAUACACCCUGAUCCUAGAGUAACACAACCCACAGCUACACCUUCUGCUACUACAACUGCACACUCUAUCACUACACCACAAUCUCCAACAAUGGAACAAUUCACAACUAUGCCAGCAGCUCCUACAAUGGCACAAUCCAUGACUUCGCCUGCAAACCUGACAGUGGCACAAUCCAACGCCACUCCAACUCCCACAGUAACAAAAUCCACCACCACACCACCACCUCCUGUAGCCAUAUCUCCUACAACAACUGUACAAUCAACAUCCACACCAAAAGUUCCAAUAGCAACACAAUCCACAACGACACCAUCUGUUCCUACAGCCACACAAUCCAUCAAUACAGUACCAGCUCCUACAGUGACAAUAUCCACCACUACACCUCCUUUGCCUAAAGAACAACAAUCCACAACUACACUACCAGCUCCUACAGCCACAGACUCUAUUACUGAACCUCCUGUAACAACUGCACCAUCCACAACUACACCUCUUGCUCCUACAGUGUCACACUCCACUGCUACACCCCUUGCUCCCACAGCCACAGACUUCACCACUACACCACCAGCUUCUACAGUGGCACAAUCCACCGCUACACAACCAGUUACUACAGUGGUACAAUCCACCAGUACACCUGCUGCGCCUAUGAUGACACAGUCCUCAACUACAUCUCCUGCUCUUAAAUUGGCACAAUCCACCACUAAACCUUCUGAUCCUAUAAUGGCACAGUCCUCAACUACAUCUUUUGCAACAACUGCACAAUUCACCACUAAACCACCAGUUCCUACAGUUGAACAAUCCACAAAAACAGCGAUUUAUCCUACAGUGGCACAACCCACCACUAACCUUUCUGCUCCUACAGUAGCACAGUCCACAACUACACCUCUUUCUCUUACAGUCACACACUCCAGCACUACAUCUCUUGCAAGAACCGCAUAUUCAACCAGCACACCUGCUGCUCCUAUAGUGGCACAGUCCACGUUACCUUCUUAUUCUACAUUGGCACAAUCCACCUCUACUCUUCCUGCAACAUUUGCACAACUCACCACUACACCACCAGCUCCUACAGGAAUAAAGUCCACAACUACACCUCUUUUGUCUGCAGUGGGACAGUCCACCUCUACACCUCCUUCAACAAUUACACAAUCCACAGCAACACUUCUUGCUCCUACAGCAACACAAUGCACCGCUACACCUCCUUCUCCUAUCGCAGCACAAUCCAUCACUACACCUGCUCCUACAGCCACAGACUCCAUCUGUACGCCUCCUAUGACAAUUGCGCCAUACAGUACUACAACUGCCACCACUUUGACCAUCACAGACAUAAGCAGAACCAUUUCUUCUACACCAAGUACUCCAGAAUCUGUGGUUAAAGGCACUGCAACAAAUCUGCCAGCUGUCCCUGUAGUUCCAGUUCCUACAACAUCAGCAGGAUUUCAUACCAUGUCUGGAUAUUACUGUUCCAGCCACAGCCACAUUCACAAUCCCAACCACAGUUAGUCUGACUUCAGCAACUUCUCCAGUUGCAACAGGGUCUCAGACCACCAGCAGCAGCAGCAGCAUUGGGUCAGUGAAUAUCAUCAUCCGUCUGGUGCUUGCUACCAGAAUGCCAGCACCCACUGAAAGUGAGGUGCUCAGUGCAACAAAAUUUAUAUUAAUCCCAAAACUCAGAUCCUUGGACCGUCCACAGAUGCUGCAGAAUGUUACUUAUGAAGAGCUAUCAAACAACUCCUUUGCUCUCAAAUUUGUCUUCUCAAUCAACAACGUCACUAUCUCUCAGAAUGACCAACUCCUGAAUGACACUUAUAACCAGAUCCAGGACUCAGUGAAUUUUCUGUUUGAUCGCGGAAAACCAGAUUCAAGCAGCUGUGAAGUACAUCUUCAAAGAAGGAGACAUCAGUAGCCCGAGCCCCUUCCUUUCUGAAAUCCUGAGAAUCAGUGGUCUGGGAGCAAAUACAAUGAACUUCACACCCACUCCUACCCUUCUGCUCACCAUCCCUGUGGACAAAAUCACCACUCCAGGAAGUCAUUUCCCAGGCUGGGCCUUAGCCAUCAUCAUUCCUUGUGGUAUCGCUAUCAUUCUCUUCCCUGUCUGGAUUCUGCUGUGUUGCUUGCUGUGUGGCUGCUGCGCUGCCAUUAAGAGGUGCCAAAGAAACUCCUGCAACAUUCAGUACAGAAUCCAUGACAACUUUUUCUGAGGAGAUCAGAAUCACUGUGGGCAAAAAUGGAAGUAACCUUGACAACACGAUUGCAUUCAGUGUAUGAUUUCUUCCGUGCAAAAAAGUAACUGCAAUCUGAAUAAAGCAUAAAUCUAAUAAUUUAAUUUAAUUUCAUUUAAUCGACAGUUGUCCAAUAACAUGAUGUCAGAAGUCAUACUCCUACAGGGGUUCUUAUUAAACUUCAUUCUUCCAGCUGACUGAAAUUCAUAAAACUGUUUCCUUCAUCUUUCAAAGUUAUAUUCCAACAUGUAGAAAGAUAUUUACUAGAAAAUUUCAAUCAUAUUUUAAUGCCCGCACCGGAAUUUUUUUUUUUUUUUUCCAAAUGGAACUCUUACUUUGUUACCUUCUUCUGAGUAUCUAUUCAGCUGGAAUCUGUAGGCUAUUCUGUGGGAAAUUUCAAUCACACACCAUAAGCAUUAUUUUGUUUAAUAUGUUGUAUAAUUGUGUAUGCAUAUUAUACCUAUUUAUUUAUUCCUUGUUAAAUAAAAACAUGUCUUGUUAACUGAUGUAUGUGUUUGGAUUGCAAAUGUGUACUAAGAUUAUAUGCCAAAUGUGAAAAUCUGAAUUAAACACUUUUUUUCAAUG
Messenger RNA from Scleropages formosus (Asian bonytongue), 3927 nucleotides. Its product is annotated as mucin-2-like. NCBI's taxonomy places the organism in Eukaryota, Metazoa, Chordata, Actinopteri, Osteoglossiformes, Osteoglossidae. Bases 215 to 2623 code for a protein of 802 amino acids. The record is from RefSeq and is a predicted model, not a curated record. The transcript is spliced from 9 exons.